AUUGGAAUUUUUAGUUACUGAAUAAAUAUAUAUAAUUGCUGGCGUUUCUUGUGUCAAUUCUCAAUAAAUUCGUUGCAAAAUGGCGCGUGCAGUUUUAUGCAUGGUCGUCGCUUGCAUUUAUUUGCAAUGCGUUUACUCUGCCAAAUUUGAUGCAGAGAAUCGACGUCUAAUUCUCGAUAUUAACGAUCAAAAGACAACGAAUCAACAAUAUUAUUCCUCAAACUUUGACACAAACGCCUAUCGUUAUGGCUACGAUGUGGGCAAGACCGGAAACUUCCAUCACGAGACGCGUGGUCCCGAUGGCGUCACCUAUGGCUGCUAUGGCCUAAUCGAUCCCUAUCAUCUGCUCCGUGCCACACACUAUGUGGCCGAUGUGCACGGCUAUCGGACGGUGGAGCCGGAAAAGCCCGUGGAAACUUUCCCGCCGGAUCGGUACAAUGAGACGCAAGGCGGACCGUCCGAGCCAGGCAUAUUGCUGCCGUGGGAUCAACUCCAUUUCCCCGAAGGCUGUGGCAAGUUCGAGGGCGGUGCCGUUCAUGAUAUACCCUACUUUUUGGUGGAUGAUAACAAGAACAAGAACAAGAACGUUGGCACUUCGGGUUCCACACACUUUGCCGCAAACAUACCCGUGCUCAAGGGUGAGGCCCAGAAGAGUCUACCCAUACACAAGCCGGGCGUACAGGGACCCAAGGGUCUAUUCGAUACCGAUAAGGGACACAUCCAUGAUCAGGCGCAUCCCGGCGAUCAGGCGCCCUCCUUCCAUUCGGUUGCAGCCCUUCGACCUGGCGAUAGCAAUAAUGGACAGUAUACGCCAGAUCCGAAUCCCUAUAAGCAUGUUGUUGGCUCCGAGGGAGGUUUCGGUGGAUUUGGAAACAAUAAUGGACCAAUUGGUCCAAACGGUGGAUUUGGUCCUAAUGGCGCAGCCAAUGGACCCAACGGUGGUUUUGGUCCCAAUGGCGGAUUUGGACCAAAUGGCGGUUUCGGACCAGCGGGUUCACCCGGCCCCAAUGGCCCUGCUGGACCCAAGGGACCAGCUGGACCCAAGGGACCUCCUGGACCUCCCGGACCAGUCGGCGCGGGAGGCGGAGCCUCAGGAAAACCGGUAUAUAGGGAUGGCGAUAGCACUGGCAGCGGUGCUGGUGGCAAUAUUGGACGUGGCGAUAACUACGGACCAGGUGGUGGUGCUGGUGUCGGUGGUGGUGAUCGCUAUGGCACUGGUAACGGUGCCGGCCCUGGUGCUGGCGGUGCCUAUGGUCCCGGUCAAGGCUCCGGCCCUGGUACCGGUGGUGCUUACCGUCCUGGUCAAGGCUCUGGCCCUGGUACCGGUGGUGCCUAUGGUCCUGGUCAAGGCUCUGGCCCUGGUGCUGGCGGUGCCUAUGGUCCUGGUCAAGGCUCUGGCCCUGGUACCGGUGGCGCCUAUGGUCCUGGUCAAGGUUCCGGCUUUGGCGGCGGUAAUGCCAACGGCCCUGGACCUCUAGGCGGUGGUGACGCCUAUCGUCCUGGCAGUGGUGGCAAUACCGGCAACGGUGAUGCCUAUCAUCCAGGCGGUGGUGAUGCCAACCGUCCGGGUCAUGGUGGUAAUGUCGCUACCGGUGUCGGUGGUCGUCCAGGCAGCGGCUUUGGCGAUCAUCAUCAGCCCGAUCACAGUGGCGCCUACUCGGGCAGCUAUACGCACAGCAGUACCGGUUUUCCUGGGGCCAUCGAUUACACAUCAGGAAACGGUAAGAAUAGGGGUAACUCUGAUAGCGGACGUUAUGGCGGUGUUGGCAAUGGAAGGUACUAUCAUGAUGAUUCUGGUAAAUAUGUUCAUAUUGAAGGCCCCACUGGACCUCCAGCUCCCCCAUAUGUGCACAUAAUCGGACCCGAGGGCGGCUAUGGAGGUGAGGGCGGCAAUGGAGAUGGCGGCGGUACCGGAGGUUUUGGACCCAACGGACCCGGAGGCCCGAAGGGACCCGGCGGACCAGGCGGACCAAAGGGACCCAAUGGACCACCCGGCCCUCCCGGACCACCAGGACCUCCCGGACCCAACGGACCCGAUCGUCCAGGACCUAAAGGACCUAAAGGACCACCAGGACCUCCCGGACCACCCGGCCCAGACCGUCCCGGACCAAAGGGACCUUACGGCCCACCCUGACCACCCGGCCCAACGCGUCCAGGCCCACCAGGACCACCUGGCCCAACACGUCCCGGCCCUCCAGGACCACCAGGCCCAACUCGUCCCGGCCCACCAGGACCUCCCGGCCCAA
This is a messenger RNA of Drosophila innubila, 2246 nucleotides long. Its product is annotated as glycine-rich cell wall structural protein 1.8. The coding region runs from base 80 to 2134 and encodes 684 amino acids. The transcript has 10 exons. Lineage: Eukaryota; Metazoa; Arthropoda; Insecta; Diptera; Drosophilidae. The record is from RefSeq and is a predicted model, not a curated record.